This is a messenger RNA of Dermacentor silvarum, 1935 nucleotides long. Its product is annotated as CCR4-NOT transcription complex subunit 7. Gene Ontology annotation, molecular function: poly(A)-specific ribonuclease activity; nucleic acid binding. Gene Ontology annotation, cellular component: P-body; CCR4-NOT core complex; CCR4-NOT complex. The coding region runs from base 643 to 1662 and encodes 339 amino acids. The transcript is spliced from 2 exons. The record is from RefSeq and is a predicted model, not a curated record. NCBI's taxonomy places the organism in Eukaryota, Metazoa, Arthropoda, Arachnida, Ixodida, Ixodidae.
GGCCGCCCGGACAGCGUCGCGUUCUGGGGCAGUGUCCGCAGCGUCCGUCUAUCCUUAUCACGCUUUACGGCUCAAUCACAGCGUGAACAAACGCAUGCCGACCAAUGUAGGCAGGCAUGCUGCAUCGCGGCAGUUUGCAACGAUACAAUGUACGAAUCAACUAGCUGGUCAUUCCCUACGGGGAACUAUCGACGGGGAAUUAUCGGAAUGUUUUCAAACUCGCCAUUUUGUAUUAUUUGUAACCGUGCGUGUGGGGCAGCCGGUUUGCUGUCUCCGGGUCUCUCGUUUUCAAGUGCACCAUGCCGCAUGGAUAUCGCAUUUGUUGUGUCGCAACCGUGCUUCCUGCGAUUGGCCGCAUGUUUUCGGCACUCGGCAUGACGACGAGCUUCGAUGUGUGUCCGACUGUGACCGUACGGGGAACGUAUCGCGCCGCCUUUUGCAGUGAGUUCGUGCAUCACCUCACGUGGAACCGCAGACUCGGUGCAGUGUGGCCGUUCCAGUGUUGUGACAGUGUGUCUGUCGUCGUGCAUUGUUCUGUGGUGACGUUCUUGGUGAUUGCGGCUCAAGUCUGGAGCUUCCUCAUCUGUGGACCGCUGUGCUCCUGCCUUCGAACCGGCUCCUGUCACUCCGUUCCAGCGGGCAAUGCAUGGGAGUGGCCAUCAUACGUCUGAAGGUGGAGGCCGCAGCCCUGGCCAGAUGGUGAGGAUGCCUGCCCCCUACACCAUGUACAACAACCCCAGAGCCAACUUUGCUGGCAGUGGUGUUGGCACAGGCAGAAAUGGAUUGGUGGCCAGCAGCCGGCCCGUUGUCAUCCAAGACGUGUGGGCCUCUAACCUGGAGGAUGCUUUCCACACCAUCAGGUACAUGGUCCAGCAGUACAACUACAUUGCCAUGGACACAGAGUUUCCAGGGGUGGUGGCACGCCCCAUUGGGGAGUUCCGCAGUGCGGCAGACUACCAAUAUCAACUACUUCGUUGCAAUGUAGACCUGCUCAAGAUCAUCCAGCUUGGUCUCACCUUUCUCGAUGAAGCUGGUAAUACAGCCCCGAACUGCUGCACCUGGCAGUUCAACUUUAAGUUCAAUCUUAUGGAAGACAUGUAUGCACAGGACUCCAUCGACCUACUAACCAGUUCAGGCAUACAGUUCAUGAAGCACAAUGAGGAAGGCAUUGACCCAUACGAGUUUGCACAACUAUUCAUGACUUCCGGCGUGGCCUUCGCCGAGGAUGUCAGGUGGCUCACUUUUCAUAGUGGGUACGACUUCGGCUACAUGCUGAAGGUGUUGACUUGCAAGAACCUGCCUGCAGAUGAGACCGAGUUUUUUGAACUCCUGCAGAUCUUCUUCCCAGCCAUCUAUGAUGUCAAGUUUCUCAUGAGGGGCUGUAGAAGCCUACGAGGAGGCUUACAGGAGGUGGCGGACCAGCUUCACGUGGAACGUGUUGGACAGCAGCAUCAGGCAGGCAGUGACAGCUUGCUCACUGCCGCGGCCUUUUUCAAGAUGCGACAAGUUUUCUUUCAAGACAACAUUGAUGAUGCCAAGUACUGCGGGCAUCUCUAUGGCCUGGGCCCGGCGUUCAGCAACUCGAAUGGUAACGUGUACAUUGUUGAGGAAGCUGGUAGCACUGUCCAGCCUGCACCCUCCUGCACAAAAUUUGUAUCUUGAUGGCCUUCGCGGUGCUUACCACCAGUGCACCUGCUCCUCUUCAAGAGCCCAGCUGUGCUGCGUUGACUCUGCAUACCUAAUCAGGACCACCGGUGUGUGUUUCUCAAUGUCGCGCUCCCUCCUGCCGUGAACUCUGCUCUCGCAGUUGCUCCACACAUGCUCUCUGUCUGCCUUCACACCUUUCUUACGCACUGUACCACUUUCCUGGUGAUCUCAUCUCUUUUCUCUAUAUUCCACCCUCAUCCGGAAAAAAAAUUUGUUGUUCUUCUUGCA